Molecule: messenger RNA, 561 nt
Organism: Huiozyma naganishii CBS 8797
Lineage: Eukaryota; Fungi; Ascomycota; Saccharomycetes; Saccharomycetales; Saccharomycetaceae
Exons: 1
Coding region: 1-561 (186 amino acids)
Source: RefSeq, a predicted model, not a curated record
AUGGAACCAAGCCACCGGAACGCAAUGCCGGAACGUUUCCAUCAUUUGAAUAUUGAUUAUUCGCUACAGCGGCAGAACGCUAAAAAUCUAAGCGAAGUAGCCGCGCAAGGUGAAAGAUUCGGGGAAGUGAAGGGAGAUCAAAUGUAUGAAGUGUCGCUAUCCGGGACCACAGAGCAACCUGACGAGGCAACAGGGUGCCAGCUUUUGAAGGAGAACAUAUACUACGAAACCUCUGAGGAAAGAUAUAAGGAAUUGUUGGCAUUGAGUCGGCGAACAAAAUCGCCAUUUUUGAAAGCUAUUGUUGAUCCAGAAUUCUGGUCCCCCAAGAGGCAAACGGGGAUGGACCCUCCUAAUAUUAGAAAGGAGAACCUAAUUUUGCAAUCGAGAAGGAACGAACAGGCUGAUUUUAUGAGAUUUUGGUUGCAGGCAGCCAGAAUUACUGAGAAGGACAGAGAGUUGAUCAACGAUUAUGAAUGCGCAGGUCGCUGGGAUCGGUUCAAGCACAAAUGCCGUCAUAUUUUUGAUCACAGACUCUGGAAGAAAAGGGGACGGCCCCAAUAA